AUGCGGCUGCCCGAGCAACCUGGAGAGAGGAAGCUGGAGAAUGAGACAAAGGGGGAGCGAGGAGCCCCCGAAGGGGGAGAGGAGCCUCCGAGGAGCCAGGCCCCCGACUUCCCCACCUGGCAAAAGAUGCCCUUCCACCAUGUGACCGCUGGCUUGCUGUACAAGGGGAAUUAUCUCAACCGGUCCCUCUCUGCUGGCAGUGACAGCGAGCAGCUGGCCAACAUCUCCGUGGAGGAGCUGGACGAAAUCCGAGAGGCCUUCCGGGUGCUGGACCGAGAUGGAAAUGGCUUCAUUUCCAAGCAGGAGCUGGGCAUGGCCAUGCGCUCUUUGGGGUACAUGCCGAGUGAGGUGGAGCUGGCCAUCAUCAUGCAACGUUUGGACAUGGACGGGGAUGGCCAGGUGGAUUUUGACGAGUUCAUGACAAUUCUUGGCCCCAAACUGGUAUCAUCAGAAGGUCGAGAUGGUUUUCUUGGAAACACAAUAGACAGUAUAUUCUGGCAGUUUGACAUGCAGAGGAUAACCCUGGAGGAGCUGAAGCACAUCCUAUACCAUGCCUUCCGGGACCACCUGACCAUGAAGGACAUUGAGAACAUCAUUAUCAAUGAGGAGGAGAGUCUGAACGAGACCUCGGGGAACUGCCAGACGGAGUUUGAAGGAGUGCAUUCCCAGAAGCAGAAUAGACAGACCUGCGUGCGCAAGAGCCUCAUCUGCGCCUUCGCCAUGGCCUUCAUCAUCAGCGUCAUGCUGAUCGCGGCCAACCAGAUCCUGCGGAGCGGUAUGGAGUAG
This is a messenger RNA of Lepus europaeus (European hare), 786 nucleotides long. It is a transcript of the gene CALN1, whose product is annotated as calneuron 1. The transcript is spliced from 6 exons. The coding region runs from base 1 to 786 and encodes 261 amino acids. NCBI's taxonomy places the organism in Eukaryota, Metazoa, Chordata, Mammalia, Lagomorpha, Leporidae. The record is from RefSeq and is a predicted model, not a curated record. Gene Ontology annotation, molecular function: calcium ion binding.